UCAGAUUAAAAAAAAACGAAAAGGUAGAGUAAAAUUGGAGAGAGAGAGAGAUACGACUUUGGAGUUUCUAAACCGUUUUAUAAAGAUGAAGCACAAAGAGAUAUUAGAUGUUCAUAAUUAGUAAAAGUGGGUUUCUUGACCCAUAAACAAUGUUGUUCCCACCUCUUCGUUCGUUCUUCUUCCUCUUCUUGUUGUCCUCCGCCCUUUUUUUAUCACAGAUCAAAGCAGACCACGACGAUGAAAGCGGCUUGGGCAGUCAUAUCAAAGUAGACAAGCGUCUAAAGUUUGAGAACCCGAGCCUACGUCAAGCCUACAUUGCUCUUCAGUCAUGGAAAAAAGCAAUCUUCUCUGAUCCUUUCAACUUCACAGCUAACUGGAAUGGCUCGGACGUUUGCUCCUACAAUGGAAUCUACUGUGCUCCUUCUCCUUCAUACCCGAAAACCAGAGUCGUUGCAGGCAUUGACCUCAACCACGCUGACAUGGCUGGUUACUUGGCUUCCGAGCUUGGUCUCCUUUCUGAUCUCGCUCUAUUCCAUCUUAACUCAAACCGUUUUUGCGGUGAAGUACCUCUCACGUUUGAUCGCAUGAAGCUUCUCCACGAGCUUGAUCUUAGCAACAACCGAUUCGUCGGUAAGUUCCCUAAGGUUGUCCUCUCUUUGCCUUCCCUUAAGUUCUUGGAUCUCCGCUACAACGAGUUCGAAGGCAAGAUCCCGUCAAAGCUCUUCGACAGAGAGCUCGACGCUAUAUUCUUGAACCAUAAUCGGUUUCGGUAUGGAAUUCCCACGAACAUGGGGAAUUCCCCUGUCUCCGCUUUGGUUCUUGCGGACAACAAUCUCGGAGGAUGCAUACCGGGAAGUAUUGGUCAAAUGGGGAAGACACUCAACGAGCUUAUCCUCUCCAACGACAACUUAACCGGUUGUUUACCUCCUCAAAUCGGAAACCUCAAGAAAGUGACAGUUUUCGACAUCAGUUCAAACAAUCUACAAGGUCCGUUACCAUCUAGCAUCGGAAACAUGAAGAGCUUAGAAGAGCUUCACGUGGCUAACAAUGGCUUCGCGGGAAUCAUUCCUCCAAGUAUCUGCCAGCUUUCAAACCUUGAGAACUUUACUUACUCUUCCAACUUCUUCACCGGUCGUCCCCCUGUAUGCGCAGCUGGUUCGUUAGUAGACGCUGUGGUGAACGGCUCCAUGAACUGUAUCAUAGGUUUGGCUAGUCAAAGAUCGGCUAAGCAGUGCUCAUCUCUGCUUGCUCGUCCUGUUGAUUGCAGUAAGUUUGGAUGUUUCAACAUCUUCUCUCCACCACCACCCACGUUCAAGAUGGCACCCCAGUUCCGGACACUUCCUCCACCGGUUUACGUGUACUCAUCGCCCCCACCACCGUCAUCCAAAAUGUCGCCUACUGUCAGAGCAUACUCUCCUCCACCACCACCGUCGUCCAAGACGUCGCCAAGCGUCAGAGCAUACUCUCCACCACCGCCUCCUUAUUCCAAAAUGUCCCCUACCGUUCGAGCUUACUCUCCACCACCGCCUUACGUAUACUCAUCACCGCCACCGCCUUACGUAUACUCAUCUCCUCCACCGCCUUACGUAUACUCAUCACCGCCACCGCCUUACGUAUACUCAUCUCCUCCACCGCCUUAUGUAUACUCAUCUCCGCCUCCGCCAUCACCAUCACCGCCACCGCCUUACGUAUACUCAUCUCCGCCUCCACCGUACGUAUACUCAUCACCGCCACCGCCUUACGUAUACUCAUCACCGCCACCGCCUUACGUAUACUCAUCUCCACCGCCGCCUCCCUCAAGUCCACCCCCACCGUGUACUGAAUCGUCUCCGCCACCGCCUGUUGUAUACUACGCACCCGUGACACAAAGCCCGCCACCACCACCACCGGUAUACUACGCACCCGUGACACAAAGCCCGCCACCACCAUCACCGGUAUACUACCCACCGGUAACACAAAGCCCACCGCCACCGUCGCCUGUAUACUACCCACCGGUAACACAAAGCCCGCCACCGCCAUCGCCUGUAUACUACCCACCAGUAACACAAAGCCCGCCACCACCAUCGCCUGUAUACUAUCCCCNGGUAACACAAAGCCCACCGCCACCGUCGCCUGUAUACUACCCACCGGUAACACAAAGCCCGCCACCGCCAUCGCCUGUAUACUACCCACCAGUAACACCAAGCCCGCCUCCACCAUCGCCUGUAUACUAUCCGUCAGAAACACCAAGUCCUCCACCCCCAUCACCAGUAUACUAUCCAUCGGAAACACUAAGUCCUCCACCACCAACUGAGUACUACUAUUCACCAAGCCAGUCUCCGCCACCAGCAAAGGGAUGUAACGAAGGGCAUCCACCACAAGCAUCACCGAGUACUUACGAACCAACUCCUGAAUAUUCAUACACAUCAUCACCACCACCGUCUCCUGUUUCCUACCCGGAGACGUCUCUUCCACCGAUUCCAAGUGUCUCGUAUGAUGCGUCUCCUCCUUCUCCUCCGUCUUACUACUAGUUUUAAACCCCCCAUUGAGUAAAAAAAUGCAUUCUGGCCUUAUGAUUAACGACUACUCACAAUUACAUUCUUUUGGCUGCGAGACUUUAAUUUGUGUGUUUUGUUGAUUUUUAAAGAAAGUUAUUUUUCUUUCCAUAUAUAUUUUUUCUCUUCUUUUGGAUAUUUUGUUAUCUUUUUUCCCCCUAACACAGCUGCAUUAGCAGCAUUGGAGAGUAUAUAGGUUUCACUUCAAAGUUCAUCUGUCAAUUAUUAUCUCUGUAUCUGUUACUAAAAUGUUCUGUAUAAACAAUAAUGAUAAAUAUUAAACUUAAAA
This is a messenger RNA of Camelina sativa (false flax), 2823 nucleotides long. Lineage: Eukaryota; Viridiplantae; Streptophyta; Magnoliopsida; Brassicales; Brassicaceae. The record is from RefSeq and is a predicted model, not a curated record.